Molecule: messenger RNA, 684 nt
Organism: Metarhizium robertsii ARSEF 23
Lineage: Eukaryota; Fungi; Ascomycota; Sordariomycetes; Hypocreales; Clavicipitaceae
Product: ThiJ/PfpI family protein
Exons: 3
Coding region: 1-684 (227 amino acids)
Source: RefSeq, a predicted model, not a curated record
AUGGAACCAAAAAGGGUGCUCGUGGUCUUAUUCGAGGGGUUCAACACUAUGGAUAUGAAUGGCCCCUAUGAGGUCUUUCGCAUGGCUGACAACCGAAAUGCAUUCACAGUGACGAUUACUGCAGAGAUGGAAGUUACUAGAUCGUUUGAGGGUGUUCAAGUCAAGAGAGACAUUGCCUUGGACCACAAUCUUCUUGGUUUGCUUGGCGACUUUGACGUCUUGGUUGUUCCUGGCGGCCCAACACAUCUUGUCGAAUUACACGCCGCGAAAAUGGGUGAUUUUAUGAAACUUAUUGCCGCGUUUAAUGAACUUGCACCCGAAGACAAUACGGUGCCCAAAACUUUGCUGUCCAUUUGCACUGGUGCCCUCUUCUUGGGGUACAUGGGCAUCUUCAAUGGCCGGAAGUGUACUACGCAUCGCGGGGCCUACAGGAGUUUGCAAAAGGUCAACAUGGACGCAGCUGCAGGACAAGAUGUUGCAGGGCGGGUCAUACAAGCGCGCUACGUCGACGCAGGCUCGAAUGAGUACGGGACAAGGAUUAUUAGCAGCGGAGGCGUGUCUUGUGGCUUGGACGCCAGCCUAUACGUGGUGGAGAUUUACGAUGGCAUCGAAACAGCAUAUGGGGUUGCUGAUAUAUUAGAAUACAAGUGGCGAAAUGCCGAGGGCUUCGUGGUAGCGCAGUAA